AUGCCAAAAAACCAUGAAUGUUUUGUGAAUACGGCUCUGAUCUCAGAUGAAAACAUCAUGCAUUUUGUUUUCUCUUCACCACAGAUAAUCUUCAGUGAGUGUAUCUCCUUGUAUGUGCGGUCCAGAGCUUCUUUCAGUUAUGAGUAUAUAGUGUGUGUGUACAAGGCCGUGGGAUCAUUCGUGUUUGGAGCGGCGUUGAGUCAGUCUCUGACCGACAUCGCCAAAUACACCAUCGGCCGACUGCGGCCGCACUUUCUGACGGUGUGUAAACCUCACUGGAGCCUCAUUGACUGUAAAUCCGGUUAUAUUGAGAACUUCACAUGCACAGGAGAUCCAGUCAUCAUCAAUGAAGGCCGGCUUUCCUUUUAUUCUGGCCACUCAUCAUUCUCCAUGUACUGUAUGCUGUUUCUUGCUCUGUAUGUCCAGUCUAGACUGAGAGCAAGUUGGGCUCGACUGCUUCGGCCGACUCUGCAGUUCUCUUUCAUCGCGGCGUCUCUUUACGUGGGUCUGUCGCGCGUCUCUGAUUAUAAACACCACUGGAGUGACGUUCUCACUGGACUC
Messenger RNA from Sinocyclocheilus grahami, 561 nucleotides. RefSeq names its product phospholipid phosphatase 1-like. Gene Ontology annotation, cellular component: plasma membrane. The record is from RefSeq and is a predicted model, not a curated record. NCBI's taxonomy places the organism in Eukaryota, Metazoa, Chordata, Actinopteri, Cypriniformes, Cyprinidae. Gene Ontology annotation, molecular function: phosphatidate phosphatase activity. The transcript is spliced from 4 exons. The annotation marks the transcript as partial. Gene Ontology annotation, biological process: phospholipid metabolic process; phospholipid dephosphorylation; signal transduction.